Messenger RNA from Prionailurus viverrinus (fishing cat), 1336 nucleotides. RefSeq names its product tripartite motif-containing protein 43-like. Gene Ontology annotation, molecular function: protein binding. Lineage: Eukaryota; Metazoa; Chordata; Mammalia; Carnivora; Felidae. The record is from RefSeq and is a predicted model, not a curated record.
AUGGGCUUGGACUUCAAAGACUAUAAAACAUCAGGCAAAGGGCCGAGUUCAUUAUUUCGUAGAAUCUUUGUGUUUGGAGUUGGCUGGAGUUGGAGUUGGCUUCAGAAAUUUACUGCUACUGAAAGAUGGGCAAGACCUUACCACUUACCGAGCUCUGCAAAACUGAUGUGUGAGAUACACAUGAAAACAAAGAACUUCUUCUGUGAGGUUAUGAAGGACUUGCUCUGUUUGCUGUGCUGUAAGUUGAAGGAACGUGAGGCCCACAGACAUUGUUUCACUGACUGGACUGCUGAGGAAUACCGGUCACCGCAGGGUUAUGUGUCUCUGCGGAGGGAGAUGAUCCGUGCUGAAUAUCGGAAGGUGUACCACUUGCUUUUCGAGGAAGAGAGACGUUAUUUAGAGAGAAUGGAAAAAGAAAGCAACGAGAUUUUACAACAACUCAGAGCAAGUGAGGACAGCAUGGACCAAAAGGGAAAACUCCUAAGAGGAAUGUAUGAGGACCUCAAGAAAACGUGUCAUAAACCAGACGUGGAGCUGCUCCAGCAUUUUGAAAACACUUUAAAAAGGAGUGAGUCAGUGCAGCUGCACAUGCCCCAACCUGUGGAUCCACGACUCAGUUCAGCCCAUCACGGGGCUGAUAGACUCAACCGUUUUCUUGUGCCCAUUUUUUUUGAAAAUGAAACAACGACCUGUCACAUGCCGCUGUUUGAAGAUCUGAGACGUUGGCUCUUCAGUCGCGAUCAUCCUGACGUUGUCACUAAUGCAACAAGAUCAAAAUACUUUCUGGCAUGGGGAGCCCAGACAUUUACCUGUGGUCAGCAUUACUGGGAGGUGGAUGUGGGGAACUGUCGGAACUGGGCCCUUGGAUUUUGCGAUGAUUCUUGGACAAUGAGGAAUGACAUGGCGCUUGACUCAGAGGGGAUUUUUCUACUCUUUUGUAUCAAAGAGGACAACCAGUGUCGUCUCUUUAGCUCCUCCCCACUGUCACCUCAAUAUGUAGAAAGGCCUCUGGGCCACGUGGGGGUGUUCCUGGAUUAUGAGUGUGGUGUGGUGAGCUUUGUGAAUGUGGCCAAUUGCUCCCUCAUUUGCAGUUUCCUCUCACGUUCCUUCUGUCUUCCUCUCCGACCCUUUCUAUGCUCUGCACCCUCGUGAGGAGGGACAUGUCAGAAAGUGACCGCAAGCGUCAGCUCAGCGAAGUGCCUGCUUGAUGGUCUUCAACGUCUUCCUUUAUCCAACCCAUUGACUAUUUUUAAAGGUUGAUAAUUACAAGCGUAUACAUUUGUUUGCAUUGUAUUUAAAUAAAAACAAUCUCUCUUAGAGGUUGAUGCCAUCUUUA